Molecule: messenger RNA, 4035 nt
Organism: Botrytis byssoidea
Lineage: Eukaryota; Fungi; Ascomycota; Leotiomycetes; Helotiales; Sclerotiniaceae
Exons: 1
Coding region: 1-4035 (1344 amino acids)
Source: RefSeq, a predicted model, not a curated record
AUGUCGGAUUACAAUUUUGACCACUCUGGUUUUACCCAAGAACAUAUCCGGCAUCUCCAAGAAAACCCUCUUGAAGCUUGUCAGAGAGAAAAUGAAUCUCUUCGUAUUAGACUGGAAACGUUCAAUCGUAUGCUUCUCGAGGCUAAAGAGGAGUCGGAAACAAGAUUAAAUCGUAUUAAACAGGUGAGAGACGAAAGGGAUAAGGCUUUUGACGAAGGGGAAAAAUAUGCCACAAGAGAAAUUGAUGGACAGUUAGAGGUGUUGAGGAGGGAAAAGUUGGAGGCAGAGAGGAAGACUAAAGAAUUGGAAGAGCAGGUUACAAAAACACGGGAGAUGGCCAUUCAGAUGAAAACAGAGUUGGAAAAAUUGAAGGAGAGGAAAGAUAAGGAAGAAGAAACAGGUGAUUUUUCUCUUGAGCAGCAGAGAAACAUGAUUGCAGAGGAGCUUCAGGAAGCAAGGGAGGUUAUUAGGGGAAAGGAACUUCAUAUACAGCACUUAAAGGAAGAAGCUAGGGGUAGUUCAGCGAGAGUCUCAGAGACGCCACCAGUAGCGAGUGCACAAACACUGGCUCUCAUAGAACAAAUUCAUGUGUUGAUGGCACAAAGAGAUGAUAUGAGACAACAAUUGGAGAUCUUGACGGAGAAUUUCAUGGGUACUCCGCCGAAGGAGGUUACGCCAAAAGGAGAUGAAUCACUGCGAGAAACACCGGAGCAAAACACAGAGCUGUCUCCUGGUAGAUUCAAGGCUAGUCCAGGCUUAGGUAGUGCUAAUUUCAAAGGCAGUAAACGAAUCUUGCAUGCCCCCUCUCCUUUGAGGCAACAGUCUUCUACCACCGAAUCGGUAGAACACGAAGAUUCAGAAAAAGAAGUGGAGGUGAAAGAAGAUGAUUCCGAGCAAGAAGAAGAAGAACUAGAUACCGAAAAAGAAGAAAAAAAUCUAAAAGAAAGUAUCGAAAGAGACGAAAACGACACAUCGCUGGAAAGUUAUCGAAAAGACAAAGAUCUACACUACCAGCGACUUGUCGACCGCAUCAAAGAACUCGAGAGAAGGGAUCUACGUCUCGAACAUUAUCACGACAUGUCCCAUGUAACACGCGCAAUCCUCAGUUUGACACCCGUUCAUUUCGAAGCAUAUCGUGAACGCAAAGAGGCCAAGAGGAAAGAGGAAAUGGUAUUGCUUGAUGUUAUGGAUAAGGAACGCAAGAUUCUACGAAAACAAAAUCAAAAGCUCGAAAAACAGUUGCAGGUAUUGGCGGGUCUGAGAAGCAAGGAGAAGGGGAAAGGUACGGGGGAUGCACAGGAUUUUGUACUCACACAAGCUCAACAUGAUGCAAACGAAAAUGCUACGAAGGAUUACAAAAGAUUGUAUGAGGAGGCGGAAAAAGUAGUGAUGAAAAUGCUAGAAACCAGUGCUGAUGUUGAUGCCGAAGAAGUCUCGGAAUUGCGGAAGGAGCGGGAAUUUCAUAAGAAGCGAAUAAAGGAAUUAGAAGAGGAAAUUGAUGGUCCAUUAGGAUUGAGAGAACAACUGGCAUUCAGUACUGCUGAGAAUACAGACGAUUUCAAUGCGGAAAGAGAGUUAACACGAGUCAGAGCUGAACUCAAAUGGUGCAAAAGGGAAAGAGACAUGGCUAUAGAGGAAUCACACGUGGAGAAAAAUCUCACAUCCAUCAUGGAACUAAUGGAUCAAUUAUCGCAGAAACUCGCUGUUAACGUUUAUCCCACCGAGGAAAAAUACGAACAAUGCAAGGAAAUGACCAAAAAGUACCGGCAAUGCCAGCGUGAAUUGAGCGACGAGAAAGAAAAGACCAAGACUCUUGAAAGGUUCCUGGAAGAGAAGUACAUGGAAUAUGAAGACCUUGCUGGCGAUGUGCACGAUGAUUCGAUGAGCGCAAGAUUGGCUCGAGCAUUCAUCGAACUCUACCAAACGAAGCGAAAACUGAUGGAUAAAACAAUACAGAGGAAUAGUCUUACCAAGAGUGCUGUGGGAUGUUUAACGACCGUCUUGCAACACAAUGAAAUCCUAGAGCAGAAAAUAUACACACUGAGACAACAUCCCGAUCGCGAACCUGAACUUCCUAUUACAGAUGUUGACUUGAAGAAUGAAGGAACGAUUGCGAGACUCCAUUGGAAGAUUGAUUUAUUGGAAAAACGGCUUCAUAAAGCUCAAUCGGACAUCAAAUCUGCGGAGAAGAAGUCGAAGAAGUCGAAAGAGAGAUUGGAUAAAUAUAUGGGGUUAUCUUUUAACAAAUCAAAUACGCACCCUAAAGUUGAAUCUUUAAAAUUGAAUAGAAAGAGAUCCCCUCUCGAUCCGAACGCUACUGAUCCGGAAGUCAUUGCGCAUUUGAAGGUUCAGCUUAAAGAUACGGAUGAUUUAGUGGAGCUUAUAUGUCAGAGAUAUGAUGUUGCAGAAGGUGAAGCGGAAGAUGAAAAGGAGGGAUUGAAGGUAGAGAAGAUGGAAGCAGCAGAGAGGGCGGAGAAGGCAGAGAUAGCGACGAGGAGAUUGGAGGAUUGUAUGGAUUUGGUGAAUGGACCCUUGAGUCAAAAAGUCGCGUGGGAUAAUCUGAAAGGAUUGUUGAGAGAUGCAAGGGAGAAAUUGAAAAUUAGAAUGAAUGAGUGGAAAGAGAAAGACGGAGAACGUGAUUGGGCAGUUGAGAGUCUUGAGAAAAUGUUAAAGGAGAGUGAAGAAAGAGAAGCAGCGCUUGCUAAGCUUUUGCAUUCGACACAAGAGGACAUGAAGAGUGAAGGUACAAAGGACGCGAAGAUUGCAGAAUUGAAGGAACAAUUAAGUAAAAACGAAGAAAGAAUACGAGACUUGCUCCGCGAGAAGGAUGAGCAUAAAGCCGAAGCCGAUGGAUUAGAAAGUUUUCUUCGAGCCAGCGAGACGCAAACAACACAACUCGAAGAACAACUUAGGAGGGGCGAAGAGAGAAUUCGAGAUUUGCAAUUGGAAAAAGAUACUCAGCAAUCCGAGACUGAAAGACUGGAAGAUCUUCUCAAAGCCCGUGAAACACAAACAGCUGAAUUCUUCAAGACGUUAAGAGAUGAAGAGGAAGAACAAUACCGAGUGGAAAUAGAGAGGUUGCAUGAACUGCUCUUGUUGAGAGAAGACGAAGACGAACAAUUCCGCGAAGAAAUUGAGAGACUUCACGAACUACAUAAAACCAGCGAAGGAAAAGUUACCGAGCUUCUCGAGAUAUCAAUGAAGACUUCGACACGAUUGUCUGAUCUUGAAGAUGAGAUCACGAGAUGGAAAGUCGUUGCUGGGGAAAGUAUUGGAGAGAUUGAACAUUUACAGAAACAGUUGGAAGAUGCAGAGGCAAAAGUAGAAUUGCAGCGUAUCACGCAUAAUCAAAAUGCGGAAACACAAACAGACACGCCUACUUCCACAAAUAUAGAAACACAGACGGAGGAUAUUGAACUUCCACAACCCGUAAUCUCACCUCCUGCAGUUGAACCCAAAUCAAAGAUGUCCAAAAAGAAACCUAUCACAAAGAUCCCGCGAGAUCCACGCCAUCAUCCUCAACGCUCCGACUCCGAAUAUUCAGAAAAAGAACUAGAGACCUCUAAACCCCCCAGACCGCAACCUAAACACAACAAGUCACUUCGUCAAGAAAUGGAUUCAAGCCCAGCUCCAUCGCCCUCUCCCGCUCCUUCGAUAACAAUUAGACUUACAUCCAAAGCACAUGCGAAGAAGAAGGUUCAUGGAAAAGAAAGCGUAGAAUAUGAUUCACCGUAUAAAGUCGAAACACUGGUGGAAAGCGAAGAUGACGAGAUACCAGAUGUGGAAAUAGCGCAGGAAAGUCCGAUUCAAGAAAUGCAGAAGGUGGGAGAAGCGGUGAGAUCAAGGGGGAGUAGGAAUACGAGAAAUCCAGAUCCGGUGUAUACCGGGCAGUUGCUGGUGAGGGGACUUGGGAAGGGAGAGAAGGAGAGGAUGGGUAAAAAUUGGGCUGCUAGGGGCCAGAAGAGGAAAGCGAGUGAGAGCGGGAUUGAGGUUGAGAAAGUAAAGAAGGGGAAAAAGCAGCACAGAAGUGUGUAA